UACGCCCCCUAAAAUCCAGCCACACGUCCUGAUUGACCAUCUAAUCACGUGGGGGGCGGACACGCGAAUGAGAAAUUACUGUCGUGGCUAACGUGGCUCUGGUAACCCAUUCAACAUGGAGACUCGUUCAAAGAGGAAACGUAUAGGACCGCUGCCCGGGGGCGAUCGCCGGGGCACACCUGGAGCUGACGCUGGGUGUCUCAGCAUGCGAACCGUCAGCGGUGAGGAGUUGAGCAGGCGGGCUCCCACCGAUAAGGAUACUACAGCCGAUCCCUUUGACGAAAUUGACCGACUGACAGACAGGACAAAUAGUCCAAUAGAACCAUUUAGCCCUAGUACAGUAUCUUACACACCCUCUUUGUCAUCUUCACCUAUUAGUAAUACAGCUAUCCCUACGCCUACCUUGAAUGUUGCGCGGGAGGUGAAUACCUUUUUGCCCGCGUCCACCAAGGCUGGCAAACCUAGAGUACGCAUGAGAUGGAGUAAAGAAGUGAACCUUUUUAUCAUGCGUACGUACUAUUACAUAACGAAAUUAGAAACAGACAUGACCAUUUACCGUAAGCUACUUCACGAACUUUUCUCACAAAAAUACCCGGAAAUUAACGUAUCUGAACAGAGAAUCUCAGACCAAAGAAGAACAAUAGUUAGAAAUAAAUUGAUACCCCAAGUAGAGUUAGAUAGGCUUAAAGAAGAGGUCCGAGCGCAAUUAGAAGAAAAUACUAAUGCUAAUACAUUAUCAGAUGUUCAAAAUCAAGAUGUAAAUGUUUUUUCACACGACCCGUUUAGUCAACACCUCAUAAACACUCAAACCCAAAAUAAUUUAGCAACAGAUAUUGGUACACAGACAGAAUCCUUAACAAUAACUAUAGAAAACGAUAUACAUACCUUGGCUGAACCUGAUCCAUUACCAGACUCAUGGACUGCGAAAAUACUAGAAAAGUUUAGAACAACCCUAGUACUUUACUCUGGAAUGGAUCCAGAGUCCCGGCCAAGGUUACCUAAACUUAAAUACAAUCCCAAACUUGUUCAAUUAGUGUCAGUAUUUAACAAUAAUAUAUUAGGUAACAUAAUUUCGGAGGAUACUCAAUUGAUAGAUUUAAAUUCAAUCAUAUACUGCACAGCUCUUGCAAUUUCUGAAGAAUUAGGUUAUAAAAUAACCGAUUACUUAGGAAAUACUAGAUCAAAGCAUCAUAAUAAACCGGCGUGGCAAGUUAGAUUAGAGAGGGACAUAGAGAAGCUGAGAGCAGAUUGUGGUAGGCUAACACAGUUUAUUAAUAAUAAUAGAUCAAGGAAAGUUAUUAAAAGAGUAGAAGCAAUAUUUAAAAGUAGGAUAACACAUACCAGACAUGAAGAUAAUAAUAGGAAACCGGAAGAAUUUUUAGAUACUUUGAAACAGAAACUUGCGCUUAAAGUCCAUAGAUUAAAGAGAUACAAAAAAGCACAGCAGCGUAAGAAUGAUAAUAUAGUAUUUAGUAAUAAUGAAAAAAUGUUUUAUAGAAAUUUAUUAAAACCACAAGCAGAGACUAUCUCUCAGAGUAAUCUCGAGUUGCCAACGAAAGAGUCGCUGGAAACAUUUUGGUCUAGAAUAUGGGAAGAGCAAGUACAGUUUAACGAAAACGCAGAGUGGAUUAAUGAAGAGGAGGCUAAGUGGCUUGCGAUAGAAGAAAUGAGUUUUGCUGAGGUUACCGAAACAGAUGUUUUAAAUGUUACAAGUAGGCUUCAUAAUUGGAAAUCCCCAGGGGUUGACAAAAUACAUAACUAUUGGUAUAAGAAAUUAGUUUCAAUACACGGAAGUUUAGCAAAGAAUUUAACAGAUAUAGUAUUAGGAAAACAGAUAAUACCGGAUUUUUUAGCAACAGGAGUAACAUAUAUGCUACCAAAAGGUAAACACUCAGCAGAACCUUCGCAAUAUAGACCGAUUACUUGCCUUCCCACAGUUUAUAAAAUAUUAACUUCAGUAAUUACUUUAAAAAUUAACAGUCAUAUUGAACAACACAAUAUUAUAGCAGAGGAACAAAAGGGGUGUAGGCGGAACCAUAUGGGAUGUAAGGAACAGUUGAUCAUCGACUCCGUAAUCCAUAAACAUGCAUCUACAAAAAGUAGGAAUCUUCAUUGUACUUAUAUAGAUUACCAGAAAGCUUUUGACAGUAUUCCCCACUCUUGGCUAAUUAAAAUUUUACAGAUCUAUAGAAUUAACUCUAAACUUAUAGAAUUCUUAAGCAGUAUAAUGACUCGAUGGAAAACUACAUUACAAUUAAAUUAUAACCGCGACACCAUUAUUAGCAGGCAAAUAUCUAUUCGGAAAGGUAUCUACCAAGGUGACUCCUUGAGUCCCCUAUGGUUCUGUCUCGCGCUGAACCCUUUGUCCUCUAUGUUACAUCGAAGCCGGGUUGGGUAUUGCCUCAGACAUGAUACAUAUGACGUUGUUAUCUCACAUCUAAUUUAUAUGGAUGACAUUAAAUUGUAUUCAAAAUCUGAAACAGAUAUGAAAAAAUUAAUAGAUACCACAACAUUAUUUAGCAAAGAUAUUAACAUGCAGUUUGGUUUAGAUAAGUGUAAAACACUACAUAUUGUAAGAGGCAAGAUCAAACCCGGUGACUAUCUAGUUAACGGUGCCGAUUGUAUAACCGCCAUGGAGCCUACGGAUUUAUAUAAACACAAAAAAUGGAUACCUGGAAGAGAAAGGUAUUACACGGCAGGCACCCUCAUGAUCUUGAACAACCCCAUGUAG
Molecule: messenger RNA, 2731 nt
Organism: Trichoplusia ni (cabbage looper)
Lineage: Eukaryota; Metazoa; Arthropoda; Insecta; Lepidoptera; Noctuidae
Exons: 2
Coding region: 116-2731 (871 amino acids)
Source: RefSeq, a predicted model, not a curated record